Egretta garzetta (little egret) is the source of this 987-nucleotide messenger RNA. It is a transcript of the gene PAQR3, whose product is annotated as progestin and adipoQ receptor family member 3. Gene Ontology annotation, molecular function: signaling receptor activity. The coding region runs from base 90 to 671 and encodes 193 amino acids. The transcript has 5 exons. Gene Ontology annotation, cellular component: membrane. The record is from RefSeq and is a predicted model, not a curated record. Lineage: Eukaryota; Metazoa; Chordata; Aves; Pelecaniformes; Ardeidae.
CUCUAAGCUUCAGAGUUUAAGCUUGCUCUAUUCCCUGUUCUUUUUUAAGAGAUUAAUGCAUCCUUGUUUGACCGUUCGUGCAGGUCUGCAUGCUUUGCUCGGUAGGAUAUCAUCUGUUCUGUUGCCACCGCUCAGAGAAGACCAGCCGACGAUGGAUGGCAUUAGAUUACGCGGGAAUUUCCAUUGGCAUCCUGGGCUGCUAUGUGUCAGGCGUGUUCUAUGCAUUUUAUUGUAACAAUUACUGGCGUCAGGUAUAUUUAAUCACUGUGCUGGCAAUGAUCUUGGCAGUAUUUUUUGCUCAGAUUCAUCCCAGUUACCUCACACAACAGUGGCACAGACUGCGCUCCAUCAUCUUUUGCUCGGUGUCUGGAUAUGGAAUUAUUCCCACCAUCCACUGGGUUUGGCUCAACGGCGGCAUUGGUGCAUCUAUUGUACAGGAGUUUGCUCCACGUGUAGUUGUCAUGUACUUCAUCGCUGCUGUAGCUUUUCUCUUCUACAUUUCCAAAGUUCCAGAAAGAUACUUCCCAGGACAGCUGAACUACCUCGGCUCCAGCCACCAAGUAUGGCACAUCCUUGCAGUGGUGAUGCUGUACUGGUGGCAUCAAUCCACAGUGUACAUCAUGCAAUAUCGACACAGCAAGCCCUGUCCCGAGUACAGCGCAGGCUUGUGAGCGAAGGGGCAGUGCGAUGAAGUGUCUGACUCUGAGGGUCUGCACCUUGCCUAAUGAGCUGAACGAUCAAGAUAAGCACUGUGGCAGUUCCUGUUCUGACUUCCAGACUGUUACCACUUGCGUAUAUUACAUGGAGUUUUGGGAAAAAAAAAAAACACCACAAUGAAAACCAACAGCACGGCCCAGGAUCUGACGCUGAUCUCCUGUUCUGCAAUCAAGUACCAAACAGGGCGCCCUGGCACGGGGCACCAGAAAGGUGGGCUGUACAAUUCAGCAUUCGGAUCACGGCAGUAUUUUUUUUUUUUUUUUUUUUACA